Molecule: messenger RNA, 5287 nt
Organism: Drosophila teissieri
Lineage: Eukaryota; Metazoa; Arthropoda; Insecta; Diptera; Drosophilidae
Gene: Eato
Product: phospholipid-transporting ATPase ABCA3
Exons: 15
Coding region: 185-4978 (1597 amino acids)
Biological process (GO): transmembrane transport; lipid transport
Cellular component (GO): intracellular membrane-bounded organelle; membrane
Molecular function (GO): ATP hydrolysis activity; ABC-type transporter activity; ATP binding
Source: RefSeq, a predicted model, not a curated record
AAUGGCCUCCUUUGUGUGCAAAUAUUAUAGAGGGGAACUUUAGCGGGUGUGGUUUGCUAUGAAAAUUUCGAUAAUUUUUGCCACCAAUCAUUUAGCUGACAACAAUCGAAGUUGACGCCUCGUUACAACAAUAAAGGGGAAAAAAGCAAAGUAAAAGUUGGGGAAAGUAGCUGUUAAUCAAAAAAUGGCUGGAACUUUCCGCCCGCUGUUCUUUGUCUUUCUGCGGAAGAACCUGCUCUACUUGCAAUGCAACUUACUAUCUGUGCUUAUUAUCUGCUCUGGAUUUGCCGGAGUCCUCACUGCGUACCUGCACUGGUCCAUAAAGCCCGUGCAACACCAAAUGGAAGAGUUUGAAGCUAAAAAUGAGAUGGUACUUAAAGAAACAUACUUCCCCGGCAAUGAACUCGACUACAUUUACUACGCACCCAAUUCCCCCAAUGUCGAGGACAUUAUGGACUUCCUGCGGGUGGAUCUGGGAAUUGUACCAGAGCGACUUCGGGCCCAUAACGACAGUUUCGAGAUGCAGCUGGAAAUGGAGCAGCAGUGCCGUGGGAGCUGCUUCGCUAUCAACUUCCAACAAGUACCGAAUCGUGGCUCUGGCGGAAAGUUCCGUUACAGCCUCAGCUCGAAUCAGAUGCGUAUUUCGCCCAGAAAGCGCUUUGUGAACGAUGAGGAGAUUAAUCACCAGAAAGAUGAUGACGAUUAUAUUCGUGCCGGUUUCCUGACCUUGCAACACAUUCUUGACAAACAGUAUAUGAAAUACCAGGAGCUGGGGAAAAACUUUGAGGUGCUGGUCAGCUCGAUGCCCAACCUAGAGGUCACUAGCAUGGAUAGCCAUCGUUUGACAUAUUUCGGGACACUGUGCAGCAUCUUGUUCAAUGUUGUUUUACUAAGCACCUUUGUUGUGCCCUUUGUAGAGGAGAAGCAGAACGGACUGAAGGAAUUUCUCAACCUGGUUACGCCCAUGAGUUUUCUCAACGGCCUCACCUUCUUUCUCAUUCGCUUUGUGUGCUACACUGUGCUAAUCAUCUUCGUCCUGGUCGUUGCUUAUUUAUACAAGGCACUGGGAUUGAUUUGCUUCGCAUGCGUGGUGGUGUUGUUCCUGCUUUACAUUUUGUCUACCAUGUCGUACGCAUAUUUGAUCUCCGUUUGCUUCCAUUCGGUUUUCUAUGCGAAAAUUGGUGGCCUGGUAAUGUUGAUCAUUCCCUAUGUGUUCUCUUUUGUUCGAAGCUGGGCCACAUCGCUGGCCUUCGUGUUCUUUAGCACGAACACCUUCCUGGAAGGAUUGGAUAUUUUUCAGACAUUUUCAAAUAAGCAUCGUGAGUUCGGUGCUGCGGAUCUCUUUCGUGAAAUCAAAUACGAUUCUCCGCGGAUGUUUUGGGUCUAUGUUGUGCUAGUUUUUCAAUCAUUUUUGUAUGCUCUGCUUUACCUAUACUUGGGUUGUGUUUUUCCCGGUCCUGGUGGACUAAAGCGUCCGAUUUUCUUUUUCCUAGAUCCGAAGACUUACAAGAAGCGACAACGCAACGAAUACACGACGGCACCCCGUGGCACCCAAGCCAUCAUAAUCACUGAGCUGUGCAAGAAGUUCCAGACAAGCAAGCGCGAGACGCUAAUCUCUGACAACUUAAAUAUGACGAUCAACAACAAGGAGAUUACUGUUCUGCUGGGUCACAAUGGUGCUGGAAAAACUACAAUGAUGAACAUGAUAAUGGGAUUGGUACCAAAGGAUUCGGGAAAGAUAAUUGUGUGCAGUGAGCGCGAUGUGGCCUCCUAUCGCCACCUAAUUGGAUUCUGUCCGCAGCACAGCGUUUUUAUGAGUUACAUGACCUGUCACCAGCACUUGGAGUUCUUUGCCCAGCUGCGGGGAGCUCGCCGUUGUGAUGCACGCGAUUGGGCAGAUGAGAAGCUUAAGAAGCUGGGACUGGGUGAUAAGCGAGACGAAUUCGGCAAGAAUUUGUCUGGAGGCAUGAAGAGGCGGCUUUCACUGGGUAUCGCCAUUGCCGGAAACACCAAAAUCGUCAUCCUUGACGAACCCUCAUCGGGAUUGGACAUUAACUCGCGUCGUGAACUGUGGGACAUUCUACUGAAUCUACGCAAGGAGAAGGCUAUUCUGGUCACCACGCAUUACAUGGAGGAGGCCGAGGUCCUUGGGGAUACCAUCUGCAUAUUGGCCAAUGGCAAACUGCAAAGCAUCGGAAGUCCUUUGCAAUUAAAGCGCAAGUCCGGUAUUGGUUACCGCCUAAAAUUGGAGGUCAACGAUUUUACAUUACAUGAAGCCGAAAUAAUGGAAAUAAUCCAUAACUUUGUCCCCACGGCCAGAGUUUUGAAUGUAGUGCAGCCAACUGUGUACAUUUGCCUACCGUAUGCCUAUAAAAAUUGUUUCGCACAAAUGCUUUAUAAGCUGGAGACCAAAUCAAACGAUCUGGGCAUAAAUACCAUUUCCAUGACGGACACCUCCCUGGAAGAUGUUUUCCUAAGAUGCGCAGGCGAACAGGAUCAAGUGGACACUCCGGAUGGUUCCCGCAAUGAUGCGCCGCUACUGACACCCUACAAAAAACUUCCCAGUCGUCCAGACCAACCCAGUCUUUUUCAACUCUGGAUGGCUGUGUUUUACAAGAAGUGGACCUUUAUCUCCAAUGAAUGGUUAUAUUCUCUGAUAAUGCUGUGCAUUCCCUUUGUUUGCGUGUUUGGGGCUAUACUGGUGAUGCACGCCAUGUCCAUAGUGGAGAACGAGGAGGCUCUGCCCCUGAAACUCAGACAGAUGGGCAGCGGCGUUAUUUACAUCCACAACCCAACGGGCCAUCACGCCCAGGUGGAGCAGCAACUGCGUCAACAGAUCGAGCUGAGCGGAAUCGCAGUGAAAACAAUGCAGCUGCGUGGGAGCAAUGAUGUGAAAAAUGAAUCCCUUGACUUACAACGCGACAACUUGGCUGAUUUCUUGGAACAGGUGAUUGGCAUCAUUGACAUGUACGGAGGUGGGCGUGGCACCUCCGAUACGCCCACCAUUGAGAUCUUCUAUUCAGGCAAUCGCUACCACAGCUCUGUGGAAUUAAUCAACCUGGUGGACUCUGCAAUGCUGAAGCUAGAGCGUCCAGAGUCGGGCAUUGAUACGAUUUACGUGCCUAUUCGUCGAUUUGUUAGCGACAUCAGUCCAUCCCGCCUCGAAUACUAUGCGGUUAUUGUGUCGGUGGGCAUGUUCUUCUUCAUGUUCUAUUUCAUCUCCUUGCCGUUUCGGGAGUACGCCAAUGGAUUCAGACAGCUGCAGACCAUGUCGCGAUUUACUUACUGGUUGGCGCAUUUUACUUUUGAUGUGCUGCUCCUAAUCUUGGUCUGCGUUGCACUGUUCAAUCUGCAAUACUUGGUGAUGCCCUCGGAGCUAUACACAACGGCGCAGCUCAAAGUCAUUGUGCUAAGCAUCUUUUUCUACGGCUGCAGCUACCUACCCAUUCUAUACGCCCUGGGAAACAACUUCAAGUCCAUAUCCACGAUAUCUACUUAUUUGCUUCUGAUGCUGAUUGUGUCGGCUAUUGCCCCACUUAUCACCUCCAACAAUGCGGCGGCCAUGAAACUGCAUGAGACCAAGAUCGCCUUCCUCUGCUUUCUACCGGACUUCAAUCUCAAUCACCAAUUGCGCAUUAUCAAUGAAAACUUUAUAACCCGACGACGUUCGGGACUUAUAAAGGGGCUCAUCUGCGAGGACACCUUCUUUGCCUAUGCCACCGCCGUGUGUGUCCUGGUGAUGGCAUUCUUUACCAUAGUCCUGGAACACAAGUAUUUGCGCAGACGAAUUCAUGAUAGCAUCUGGAAAUGGACAUUCCCACAAAAGAAAUACAAUUCGACGGGCACCAUUCCUAGUACUUCAGUUUCGGAAAUCGAUGAUUGUGCAAAGGAGGAAAAGCGGGUUAACGAUCUGAUAAAAGACCUAUCAUCGAUUACGGAUAAACCUCCAUUGAUAGUGCACAAUCUUCGCAAGCGAUACCGUGAUAAGUUGGCUGUGGACGGAGUGAGUUUUGCGACUGCCCCAGGAGAGUGCUUUGGUCUUUUGGGUGUAAACGGAGCGGGUAAGACAAGCACUUUCCAGAUGAUAGCGGCGAAUUUGCCACUAGAUGGUGGCAGUAUCCGCAUCAAUGGCAUAGAAAUUCGCCAGGAUGAGGUAGCAUAUCGGCAUUCCUUUGGCUACUGCCCUCAGUACGAUGCACUGAAUAAAUUCAUGACCGCUGAGCAGUGCCUGCACUACAUGGCAUUGCUGAGGGGCUUGAGCAGCCGCAGCGAGGGAUCAAACAGCGUCAAGGAGCACGUGAAGUACUGGCUGGAGAAGAUGCAUUUGAUCAAAUAUCAAAACGUGCAGGUGCGCCACUAUUCGGGGGGCACAAAGCGCAAGCUUCUGGCGGCAAUGGCCAUGAUCGGUGCUCCCACUCUGGUCCUCCUGGACGAACCUACCACCGGCGUAGAUCCCAUCUCGAGACGAUUUCUUUGGCAGUGUAUCAAAAACUUUCAGGGAAAGGACCGAACUGUGGUGCUCACCUCGCAUAGCAUGGACGAGUGUGAAGAGCUGUGUAAUCGCUUGGCCAUAAUGGCGCACGGAAAGUUCAAGUGUCUGAACAAUAUAUGCGCCCUAAAGCGACUAAGCGGCUUCACGAUAAAACUGAAAAUGAAGGAGGACACAGAAACCGAGGUGAAUGUGUCCACGAUCACUGGCACCUUAAAAUCGCAGUUUGCUAAUCUGGAACUGCGCGAAAGCCAUGCCGGCACCCUCACCUACUUCGUAAGCACGCAGGAGAGCGUAGUCCUUUGGUCGAAUGUUUUCAAAAUAGCGGAGGACUAUCUGGGCGAUCGCUUAAGCGAUCUCGUGGCCGACUAUUCGGUGAACGAGUGCACCCUGGAGGAUAUUUUUCUCAAGUUUGAUAGGGAGGCGAAAUCACAAUCGGCGUCACGUCAAACAUCCGUACAACGAAGUCCGGAAAGCAGCUACGUUUAGGCCUGAAAGGCGGGGUGUCGGAGUAUCAGUUAGGAUGAGCACAAGACUGCCGUCGUGGGGGAUCGGGCACAUAUCUUCCGCGGCACCAUCUAUCAUCUGUACAAAUUCCACUAAUCACGUCUCUCUGACAGUAUUCUAUUCGACUAUGAAUCUCUUAACCUUAUCCUCUCGGCGACGGUCUACUGGGCUCUGGGCAGUCGGCGGGAUUCUUCUACUUAACGUAUAUAUAAAACUAAUAUCCCAAAAGAAACUAUGUGUAAGUUAUAAAAAAAAUAAAAGAUUAUUAUUUUUUAUAAUUGAGAAAUUAAA